AGACGCCUUUUGGAUCAGUCUUAAACCGUGCCUGACAGACAAAGCGUUCUGGUCGACGUUUCGCCGAACACAUGGCUCCCUCUUCCAGGACCGUGGGCUCCGCGGCGGCCGUGGCCGUGGUCGGUGCUUCAACUGCCUUUCUGAUGCCGACCACACCAGCUGGUCCACCUGCUCAUGGACACCCAGUCCCCCAGAUCGAGGGCACUGCUGCCUCAACACUUUCGGUUGCGAUGCCGUUGGCUCUGGGCACCGUCGCCCUGGCCGCGGGACGCAACAAGAGGCCUGCGCACACCUUCAGGCGCUGUCCAACAACGUGCACCUCUUUUGAACAAUUUGGAGGAUGCCAUCCAAAACAAGCUGGAAGAGCGACUGAAGAGGCAGCACCAGAUUACGUCGGAGAUGCAAAGGAACAACGAUGCUUUCAAGAAGAAGUUGGAGGACGAGCUGAACUCCCACAUGCGCAUGAAGGAUCAACUGAAGACACGCAUCCGUGCCUUGCAGACCAUCUACGACGAUGCCAACGACAAGUUGGAGUUCUCUGAAGUACUGUCCGCCAAGUCCAAGGAGAACUGCAGCGAGUUGGAGGAACAAGUGGGAAAGCUGGAGCGAAACCUGAGGGAAGUGGAGCAAAAGAACCGCGCGCGGAUCUCGCAGCUGGAAGGCGAAGCCAAGGAGAAGGAGGUGAAGCUGGAUCAGCUGACGAUGGCCACCGGGCGCUUAAACGAGAGCAUCAGGGAGCUGCAGACUACGCGCCAGGAAGAGAUGAACGGGGCAGCAGCGAGGGACCAACAGAUUCGCCAAACCCUGCAGUUGAAGCAGAAUGCGCUUCAGCAGGCCAUGAAGCAGAAUGACCAGGUUCAAUUGGAACUGCGCACCUGCCGCAACCAACUGGAAACCUUGACGCAGAAGGUGGCUGCGGCGGAAGGUGCCCUGCUGGCACAGAACAACAAGAAUCAGGAGCUGGAAAGCCAAGUGAAGAUUGCAAGGGCUGACACCCAGCGCCUUACGGCGGAAGAGGAGAAGUUGAAGCGCGAGCAGAAGGUGGCGCUGGCGAGGGAAAAGUUGGUCCAAGAGAACUUGAAGAAGACGGAAGACAGGGAGAAGCAGCUGAAGGAGAUCAUGCCCUUGAUGGAAGCGGAUGAAAAGAACCUCAAGGAUCGCAUUGAAAUCUUGGAGGCGCAAGCCACCAACGAGAAGGUCCUCUCGCUGAAGCUACAGGAGAGCGAGCAUGAGAAUCAGACCCUGGCUGCUGAGGUGCAACGGAUGCAGGAAGCGCUGAAGUCCAAGGACGCUGAGAAGAUCCGACUGAGUGCGGAGAUUAAGAAGUCUCAGGACGCCAGUGAGGCAGCGGCUCGUGAUGCUCAGGCCAAGCAAGUGGCUGCUGCAGAGGAACAUAAGAAGAUGGAGGCGCGGGCGGCACAGCUCACCGCCGCAGCCAAUGAUGCCAAGGUGCACCGAGAUCAGGCCAUCCAGGAAGCUCAGAAGCUGCGAGCUGCGGCAGAUCAAGCCAAGUUCGCGGCUCUUCGUGCGGCGGACUAUGCCAAAGAACAGGCCCAUAAGGAUGCAGCAGAUCUGGCCUCCAAAGCCAUUGCGGCUGCGCAAGCUGUCGAGGCUGCGUGCGCCAAUGAAGUUCAACUCUCGCAGCAAGCAGCACAGGCACAGCAGUCGGUGAAGCAGUUUCAGAGAUGAGGCCACGAACGGGGCAAUGUGAUCGAGAUGACGCAUUGCUCAUGUAGCAUCCCAUCGUCACAUGAAAAAUGCCCAAUGAGGUAUGUGACGCGGGAAUGCCUAUUGCUUUCAUCCAGCCGCUGCCACUUCAUCUAGCAGAUUCGGCUCGCUUCACAUGUUUCUUGAAAGCCGGGGAGUUUUAACAACUGUCCCUCCGAGGCAAGCUGUGCCUGUGCGUUUGUGUAGCAUCUGAGGAAUUUUAAGGGGACUACAACAACAAAGACGUUGCUUCUUGCCCGCGGCGCCUCUCACUCGGAGCUGGAUAGUUCACAUGUCAUCGUGCGGCAAACGUACCACCUUUGCACCACUCGUGUCAGAGCCACCUGAAGAAGCGCAGCU
Molecule: messenger RNA, 2067 nt
Organism: Durusdinium trenchii
Lineage: Eukaryota; Dinophyceae; Suessiales; Symbiodiniaceae
Source: the annotation of a GenBank genome assembly